GUGUUUGGCAAUGUAUCAAAUGUGUCUACACUGGAAGAUCCAUUGGCUCUACCGAAUUUGUCAUGUGGUGACAAACGGAAACUGGCCGAUUCUGUUGAAGAAACUUCGAACAAACGUACUAAGGACAUAUCCACGGAAACAUUGGUUACAUGUAAUGUCUCUGAAAUUGAGGAAGAUAAGUCAUCGUUGCAAGAAAUGGAAACAGAUUCGCAGGAGAAAGAGAUAUCAUCUAAAACCGUUGAUCAAAAUCGCGUUCCGAGAAUACAACAAUCGAUUAAACACGACCUUUCCGCGCCGCUGAAAUUGGCUAACUUUCAAAUCAAUUGGAAAAUCCUACCAAGCGAUGUAAUGCACCAACUUCAAGGCCAUGAACCAAGUGCUGGAUAUCGUGGCAUAUCCGAAACCAACUAUAAUCGCCUGGUCGAUCAUGUAACUGCACAACUCCGAACAAUUACCACGAAGAUUCCGUUCAGCAUCUUCAAGAAACACGCACUAAAGAUAACGACGGAAUAUUCAGUUCUUCGAGAUUACAAUGACGAUGGAGACGUAAUCGGUGAUGGAUCCAACAGUUUGGCUGACAAACUAAGAAAUCACAAUUCCUAUUUAAAUAGAACCCGCAGGACCGAAAAACAAACUACUCAUAAUAAGGGUUGUUCCAACCGUCAAUGUAAAGCAGGGAUAAGAGAGGAAUACUACAAAUCUGGAAAAACAUAUUGUAGUAAGGAACACUUGAUGCUAUUAUCUCGGAAUAAUCCCGAAUCUAUGCAGUUGAAUGACGAGGUGCUUACUAGUACUGAAGCCUUCAUCCGAUAUAAAAUUGACAGCUCGAUGACAAUCGAAAAGUUGUGUCAAGAAAUACCUAUGAUUCGGCGGAAUGAGCUAUUGAAUUACCAUUUUUUCAAAGGUACAGGGGUUGAUGCAGAAACCUUCACCACCAACUUCGCAAAGAAAAGGACAAAAUUAAUAAAAGUUGCCAAAGUGUACAAAAAAUCUCUAAAUAUUACGUCCAGUGCGAGUGAUUUAGAGAUUCUUGAAGGAGUGGCCAAACUUUUACACGAAGACUUUUCAUGUCUCAUACACGAGCUGGAGAACACCGAUGAAAAUUUGCAUCUCGAUGAUGUUUUCCCUUCAAUUAUUAUCAGAAAUGACCAGUUUUUCAUUUAUGCCGACCACGAGCUGGUGACUACUGGCGUCAACACCAUCAUCCGAGCAGUUCAACAACUAUUGGUUGUGUACUUUGUGUAUUUUUUUAAAUACCCAAAGCAAAUUUCUAAAACCUUGGAAUUUCUUCAAAUGUACCUUUUGAAAAUUUAUCCGGAGCAUGGUACGCGAUCCAUGGCUACUAUUGUUGGUGGGCAACAACGUAUGGUUGCUUCUUUAAUAUCCAAAAUUACAAAAUUGGAGUGGAAAAACCAAUUGGUCGAAAAUGAACGAUAAACACGUCUGAGCUAGCCUCAAGUCCGAUCCAACGAAAGGAAUUCUGAUGUCCUAUAAAU
Messenger RNA from Aedes aegypti (yellow fever mosquito), 1496 nucleotides. RefSeq lists its product as uncharacterized. The record is from RefSeq and is a predicted model, not a curated record. Lineage: Eukaryota; Metazoa; Arthropoda; Insecta; Diptera; Culicidae. The transcript has 3 exons. The coding region runs from base 196 to 1437 and encodes 413 amino acids.